Amorphotheca resinae ATCC 22711 is the source of this 2333-nucleotide messenger RNA. RefSeq lists its product as hypothetical. Gene Ontology annotation, cellular component: cytosol. The record is from RefSeq and is a predicted model, not a curated record. Gene Ontology annotation, molecular function: flavin adenine dinucleotide binding. Bases 32 to 2110 code for a protein of 692 amino acids. Lineage: Eukaryota; Fungi; Ascomycota; Leotiomycetes; Helotiales; Amorphothecaceae. The transcript has 3 exons. Gene Ontology annotation, biological process: tRNA wobble uridine modification; tRNA methylation.
CGACGAGACGGCAUCACUUCAACAUGCCAUCAUGAAUCGGUCAUUAGUCCUUGGCAAGCCUAUACUAAGGUCCCACUACUUGGGAAUUUGUCGCCGGGCUUGUGCCUCCCGGCAUCGGAGAAAUUUUGCUGAUGUAGCUCCCCAGCACGCCAGGCAAUACGAUGUUGUUGUUAUCGGCGGGGGUCAUGCCGGAUCAGAGGCCAGCGCUGGUGCUGCUCGAUCCGGAGCCAGGACUGCGCUCGUUACUCCAAAGCUCGACAACAUCGGAGUAUGUUCUUGCAAUCCCAGUUUCGGUGGGAUCGGGAAGGGGACAAUGUUGAGGGAAAUCGAUGCACUCGACGGAGUAGCUGGUCGAAUUAUAGACAAGGCAGGUGUGCAGUUUAAAGUAUUGAACCGCAGGAAGGGGCCGGCAGUUUGGGGCCCCCGCGCGCAAAUCGAUCGAAGUCUGUACAAGAAAUAUAUGCGAGAGGAACUGGAAGCGUAUCCAAACCUAUCUAUCGUACCAGGAAGUGUAGCAGAUAUCAUUGUUUCUCAGGACGAUGGUCAAACCUCUGGUAGCAAGAUAACAGGCGUGCGCCUAGAGACAGGAGAGAUCAUUCCCACGAGUCAAGUGGUAAUUACCACUGGCACGUUCCUUGGUGGUGAAAUCCACAUUGGUCUCGAGGCUUACCCUUCAGGUCGCAUGGGCGAAGCUGCAACGUUUGGCUUAAGUAAAUCAUUAAGAGAUGCCGGUUUUCAGCUUGGUAGGUUGAAGACUGGUACGCCCCCUCGCCUGGCUAAAAACACCAUCGAUUUCAGUACCCUAGAGGAACAACCCGGUGACGAUCCGCCCAUGCCUUUCAGCUAUCUUAAUGAUGCGGUUUCUGUCCAGGACCAAUUGUUAUGUUAUGCCACGUACACAAAUGAAGCCUCACAUGACAUCGUUAGAGCCAACCUGGACAAAUCUGUCCAUAUCCGAGAAACUGUGAAAGGUCCUCGGUACUGUCCAUCCUUGGAAUCCAAGAUUAUUCGGUUUUCUAGCAAGGGACAGCAUAUAGUGUGGCUUGAACCCGAAGGUUUUGACAGCGACGUCAUUUAUCCAAACGGCAUCUCCAUGACUAUUCCCGCCGACGCCCAGGAACAGCUUCUACGGACUAUCAAGGGCCUUGAAAACGUGACGAUGUUGCAACCAGGCUACGGUGUUGAGUAUGACUACGUUGAUCCCCGCAGCUUGAAGGCCACACUCGAGACGAAGGCAAUUCGUGGCUUAUACCUGGCUGGUCAGAUCAAUGGGACCACUGGAUACGAAGAGGCUGCCGCACAGGGUAUUAUCGCUGGAAUCAACGCGGGCUUGGCCUCCCAGUCCAAACCUCAGCUUGUGCUAUCUCGAAGCGAUGGUUAUAUUGGUGUCAUGAUCGACGAUUUGAUCACGAAGGGAGUUUCGGAGCCAUACCGAAUGUUUACAUCACGCAGUGAAUAUCGAAUGAGUGCCAGGGCGGACAAUGCGGAUCUCAGACUCACAGCGAAGGGCCGGGCUGCUGGCGUAAUUGGAGACAAGCGGUGGUCAAGCUUUUCUGAUGAAGUAGCUCAGAUGGAAGACCUUAAAUCAACGCUCAUGGCCCAUUCUGCUACCGCCCCGACCUGGAUUAAGGAUGGUUUCAAGGUGGCGAACGACUCCACAAGAAGGUCCGCCUUUGACGUGUUACGUUUGGCAGGCGUCUCUGUUGACGAACUUGCUGCCAAAGUGCCGGAACUCACAAAAUACCCCGCUAGAAUUCGGCGCAGGCUCGAAAUAGAGGCGAUAUACGCGCCAUAUGUUGAACAACAAGCAGCUGCGGCGAAAUUGUUUCAGAAGGACGAAAAUCUAAGAUUGCCACUGGAUCUAGAUUACGAUCUGAUUCACGGGCUCUCUAUGCAUGAGAAGAGUCUGCUGCAAGCUGUAAAACCGGAGUCCGUGGGCCAGGCUCGUCGUAUCGAGGGUGUAACGCCGGCAGGAUGCCUUCGGCUAUUGCGCUAUGUACAAAAUAGAAACCGUGCAGCUGCGAAAAGCAUUGCCUUUGAAGAGAUUGCUGCGAGGAAGAGGGAGUACGCCGGUAGGAUGCCUCCGGCCAUUGCGCUACAUACAGAAUAGAAAUCGUGCAACUGCGAAAAGCGUUGCCUUUGAAGAUAUUUCCGCGAGGAAGAGGGAAUACGCCGGACGUUAAUCAGAGCCGCGGCUCUUGAAGGUUUAGUAGGGUUAUUCUUGGAGGAGAAUAGGGGCGGGGUUGUGUUGUUCAACGCUACUCCAAAGACUGGGUCCAUGAGAUGCAGGUCCAAGAGGAGUGCCCAAUGUAAGAUAAUAAUAGCAGUUUGCC